UAUCAGUCUAUGUGACUGUAAGUGCUGUCGAAGGAGCGUCUAGCAGCCUUGAUCAUACAUGACGCAAAAUAGAAUAUCAGAAUGUAUAACAAUGGAGUCACCUAAGACUUGGUACGAUAAACUCCUUCUUUCAAUUUAUUAUGGCUUGGAGGAAAAAGACAAGGACGUCUUUCAGUUUUGGUUUCGACACGACAAUUCAAUGACUGCCAUACUUUUGGAACAGCGAAAACCAUUGGAAUGGUUUAAAAGUCUUGAACAAAAUAUGAAACUUACCUAUUAUAACGUGUCCAUAUUGAAAGAGUUUCUCAACGAUACGAGACGUUAUGAUUUGGUAUUUCUGGUUGACGAAUAUGAGGCAAGGAUAUCUAUCCUCAAUUUCUUUCGACAGCACUUGAUGAAAUUACAGCAUAUGCGUCAACUAGACGAAAUGUUUGAGGACAAAUGGAAAAAAAAGAAAAACAUACCGUUGGAUUUUGUCCAAGGCAGUCACAAGCUACUCCGUGAUGUAGGAAAGUCUUGCGAAGUACCUUUAAAUAAAAUACGAAGUUGUUUCUCCAAAGCAGUUGUUCUUUUAAAGAAGAGUUGCUAUGAAGAUGAUUUAACUUUAGCAUCUUCCAAGCUUAUCUUCUUGACGAACCUAUUUCAAUCAAGAUUUAAAGAUUUUCUCAUGAAAGAUGCAAAUAUGUUAAACAUAGAGCCUUUGAGUUCUGGAAAGUUCAAGGCACUCGAUUGCUCUCGUAGACGAGCUUGUACUCGACGACGUAGAAGACACGCCGCUGUCGAAACUCAAAGAUCAGUACGUGGUAAAAGGGAAGUUAUUCACUCUUAUUUUAGGGAUUGCUGGUCGAAACUGAUGAGAUUACUUCCACUUGCUUUAAGUUUAUUAUGGCUAUGUAAGCCUAUGUUGUAUGUGGAGUCUAUAAUAUUGAAUUUAUUUUGCCAAGGCAGGUUGCACCAAUCCGAGAUAGUGUUGUCAUUUUGCAAGUAUAUUACAUUUUCUUCAUGAAAAAGAUAUUGCUAUCUUUGAAUGAACUUUUAAAUUGGAUGAUCCUGAGAUAAUUAAAAUUUCGCCAUUUUCUAGAUGGCACUAUCCAGGUUACUUGCAACCAGCCUGAUGCUUUCAUGUUUGAAAAUUUCGUGAGUUUAUCAAAAUGGGCAUGAAAAUAGUUGACGUUUAGUACAUUCGUCUACGUAUUUCUGGAUGAAAUAGAAAAACAAGAUAAGAUGCUAAUUCUUGACUUUUAAAAAAGUGAUAUUAAUGUUGACACUCGAUUAUUUUUUAUCAGUUUCAAUAUUGAUUUCCUUAAGAUUUGCUUCCAUGAGACUUUUCUGUUAAAGUAAUCAUGGAGCUCUUUGUUAAAACAUUUUCAAAGUACAUAUGUUGAAUUGGAUAAGCAUUUUUGACUAUAACUUUGUUGAUCAUUAAAAAAUUAAUACAAUUUAACUGUUAUGGGCUAAGAGUCAAACCAAAAAAAAUAAAUUCAAAAGAAUUACUGUCAUGGGUUAAGAUUUAAAUCAGGAUAAAUUAUGAAAAUUUAACCAAUAUAAAUCAAGACAUUAAACAUCUCCGAAAAAAAUUUAUGAAGAUCUAUGUCAAAAUGAAUAUCUUUUUCAUAAGUAUUACAUGUGAGAUAGCAAAGGCUACGUUUUUGGGAUGUCACGGUCUCAAUUUUGUUGCACAAAGAACAUGAUGGAUGGGUUGAGUCCCCUUUCUUGUUCACUUGUUGUGAUGCUCAUUGUUUCCUUGUUUUACUGGUAUCAGUAAAACUAUGAUGAUAGAAGGAAGAUAUGAAGCAAGCCAUACAAUUUAUGUUUGUGCAUAAUGUUCAAACAUUUUUAUUGAUUGAAUGCAAAAAUAGGCAAGUUUGCCUCAAUUGUACAAAAUUGUGCAUUGAGGUGACAUUUUUGAAAAUUACACUGAGUCCUAGUGGUACAAAGUUGCAAAUAAAUAACAUAAAGUAAUAAGAUUGAGCAAACACAAUUCAUACUACAAAAUGUUAAUAUAGUGUAAUGAAAAAGACUUUAAGUAAUUACAUUUAAUAUGAAUGCAACAUUGUUCAAUCGGAGAGAUUGUUCAAGAAAAAUAUGCAAGUAUGUGUUGAUAUCUUAAAUUGAUAUCACAUUUAGCACAUGAUAUGUAGAAAAUUACCGCUAAUUUUGGCAUUAUUGCUGCUAACUUUGGCAUUAUUUACUCUAAUUAUUUGUCAAGUAUAGCAAUGGACAUUGGACACUAUAAUGCAACACAUAUUUUUUCAGUAAAUAUUAUGAUUAUAGUUUAGAUUUUGAUUUAGUACUGACUUGAAUUUGACAGAACAAGUAAUGGAAUAUGUUGUCAAUUAAACAGGUGUUUAAAUAAAAUUUUUUGUAGGUUGCCUAUUCUUAAAAAAAUGCACCAGCAUCCCAUUUUUUAUAAUUUUCUAUAAAAUUAUGGGUUCACAAGUUGAAUUUGAAACCCAUGUCAAAGAAAACUAAAAUUGAUAAGAGAAAUAACUCGGACGUUUCAUGUACAUACAAUUUUUUUGCUUGUUCUGAAAAUCAGUCUGUCUGCCUAUUGUAAAUCUAAUGUGUAAAAUGCUUUGUUUAAUGAUGCAAUAAUCUCAAGGCAAAAAUCAUGUGAUUAAAGUAGUUAGUAAUCGUGUAAUUGAUGUAAUUUAUUUAAUAUUACAUUUUUACUAAAUAAACAUUUCACAAACGCU
Messenger RNA from Xenia sp. Carnegie-2017, 2696 nucleotides. RefSeq lists its product as uncharacterized. The transcript is spliced from 3 exons. Gene Ontology annotation, biological process: regulation of apoptotic process. Bases 59 to 1006 code for a protein of 315 amino acids. Gene Ontology annotation, molecular function: protein binding. The record is from RefSeq and is a predicted model, not a curated record. Lineage: Eukaryota; Metazoa; Cnidaria; Anthozoa; Malacalcyonacea; Xeniidae.